Pygocentrus nattereri (red-bellied piranha) is the source of this 10901-nucleotide messenger RNA. It is a transcript of the gene ylpm1, whose product is annotated as YLP motif containing 1. Gene Ontology annotation, biological process: regulation of telomere maintenance. The transcript is spliced from 21 exons. Bases 245 to 5584 code for a protein of 1779 amino acids. Lineage: Eukaryota; Metazoa; Chordata; Actinopteri; Characiformes; Serrasalmidae. Gene Ontology annotation, cellular component: nucleus. The record is from RefSeq and is a predicted model, not a curated record.
GCACGUUGGUGGACGUAAUGAUGCAGCCUCGUUUUUUGUUAGCGUUCCGGUUAGCUUGGUGCUAACAGCUGCGCGGAGGCCGACAGAGCGAAAAAUUACAAUAAACAUCCAAUUAAACAGAACCGAACCAACAGCCCGAACCGAGCUCUGCGUACGGACGGUGUGCGCGGAUAUAAUGCGCUCCGCGGACUGAACCGGGACCGGGAUCAGUCUGUAGCUCCUGUUAGCGUCUCUCUGUGAGGACAUGUACCCGGCCUGGAGCAGCUUCGGCGGCCCGCCGCGCGGAGCGCCCCCAGCCGGCGGCUUCGGGGGGUUCGGCGGGUUCGGAGCUCCGUCCGGGCCCGCGGCCCAGUCCAACUUCUCCAGCCUGCAUGAACAGCACCUUCAGCAGAUGCAGCAGCUGCAGCAGCUCCACCAACGCCAGCUGCAGUCGGUGCUGCACCACCACGCCUCCGGCUCCGGUCCCUGGCAGGCGGGCGCUGCGGGGUUCUCCGCCGGGCCUGGGAGCCUGACGCCGGUCAGCAGCAGCCUCGGCGACCCGCCGCAGCCCCCUCAGCCCCCUCAGCCCAGAGGUCUGCCUGAACCGCCCAAAGCUCCCGCCCAAGAACCCGCGCCGAAACCCAGCGAUGCUCCAGUGGAGGAACCAGCCGAGAAGACCGACUUCUCCUCCAUGAGUCUGCAGGAGCAGCAGGAGUACUGGUACAAACAGCACCUUCAGAACUUACAGAAGUUAAAGAAUGAAAAGGCGAAGCAGAACCAGAGCGCAGGCGGGGGUCCACCCAGAGGACAUGAGCAGACCUCCCCAGCUCCUCCACCUCCCGCUGAACCCCCGAAGAGCGCACCACCUCCACCACCUCCGAAAGAGGAGCCUCCCCCACCGCCUCCACCUGAGGACACUAAGCCCAGCGGGGUUCCUGACUCCGGAGACCCAGUAGAGGCAGCUCGUCUGCAGCAGUUACAGGCGGCAGCGGCUCAGUGGCAACACGUUCAGCAGCAGAGAGCUGGGUACCAGUACCAGGCGCUGAUGCAAGAACACGCUCAGCUCCAGCAGGUCCUGCAGCAGUACCAGCAAGUCAUUCAGCAGCCAGCACAUCUACAGACAAUGCCCAUAGACAUGCAGUUGCAGCACUAUGAAAUGCAACAGCAGCAGUUUGCUCCAGUGCUGCAAGAGUGGGACAGACACUUUAAACUCUGGCUGGAGCAGUUUCAGGCGUAUCCUCACAAAGACCAGCUCCAGGACUAUGAAGGCCAGUGGAGACAGUGGCAGGAACAAAUGAACUCAACGUCAGCACAUCUUCAUGAGAGAGUCACUACACUGAGAGCUAUGCAGCAACAGUAUAGUGCCAUAGGACCAUAUGGACAGACUAGGCCUCCUGGACCAGAGGCACACAUGCCGAUGACUGGUCAGAUAGGCCCCUCUAUGCCACCGAAUAAUAUGGAUCCAUCGUCAGCUCCCCGUUUUCAGGGCCAGCAGAACGUACCAGGCUUAAAUGCUCCUGAAUCGCGACCACCUGCAGGACCUGAGGGUCCGUCUGAACCAUACAAACCUGCUGGUCCGCCUGGUCCUCCGGCAAGACAGCCUGGUCCUCAUGGAAGGUUUGAAGGGCCUAGAGGUCCAAGGUUUGAAGGACCUAGGGGCCCAAGAUUUGAACCACAGCGCUUUAGUGGGCCUCCUAGAUUUGAUGCUGGUCAGAAUUUUGUGAGACCUCCCAGAAGUAAUCAGAUUCGACCAGGGGCUCCAGGAAGAUUUGAGAAUCCCCCAAGGCAGAGUCCACCCUCUCGUUUUGAGAGACCUCCUGGGCCACCUCCUGGACCACCCCAACAGCCUGUCCCAGCCCCCAAAGACCAGCCUGGUCCUAUAAAUCAAACCAAAUUUCAGCAAGAUAAGCCUAAUGAAACACAAGGUCCACAAUCUCAGAGUGCAGCCACUGGCCAGAAUGACAGCAAAACACUUCAAGAAAAAACACCUAGUGUUCCCACUUCUAAGUCCAUGUCAGAUGAUUUAAUGGAUUCCGGUGAUGGAUUUUUUGUGCAAAGUGAGCCUAUUCCUCAAACUCAGAAGGAUACAAGCAAGAAAGGUGACGAACCUGCCACACAGACUGCUAAAACGGAGGAAUUGGCAAAAGAGACCUCCAAAACACCUGUAUCAACAUCCUCAUCGGUUCCUCCAAAGCCACCUCUUAGCAUGGCCAAUAAAACACCUCAAAUCUCAAGUUCUGAACCACUAAAACCUAACGGUGCAAGUAAUGGGCCCCAGCAACGACCAAAGCCCCCACAACAAGGGCCGUUUAAACCAGAUAUGCCCAUGGAACCUCCUGGUGGCCCACAAGAGGUUAUGCAGACUGGUCCACCACAUGCAGUGCGGGGUAGGGGAAGGGGUCAGGCCCCUUUACCAAUGCGAGGAAGAGGUCGUGGACGUGGUCAUGGACAAUAUGGUGGACCAAUGGGUCUGCCCCCGAAAUCUGACCCCAGUUUCCCGGAGGAAGGUUCCUAUGACCACCAGCCACCAGCUAAGGAGCAGGAGGACUAUGCUUGGCGAGAACGACCUCAAAUGCCAGACGAUCCGGGACCCCAUGAAAUGUGGCAACCGGAAGAGCAUCAUUUCUCAGAAGAGUAUUAUGAAGAGACCGAAGAGCAUGGCCCACCUAGAGGUCCACGAAUGGAGCCCCCAGAGGGUCUAGAAGAGCACUGGCAAGAGGAACAGGCAGAAUACUGGGAAGAAGGAGAUCCGUACUGGAAUGAAAGAAGGCCACUGAUGCACCAUAGACCCCCCUUUCCUCCUGAAGGACCUAGGCGCCCUCCUUUCCAUCCUCGCUUUAUGCCCCAUGGCCCACGACGUCCUCCUCCACCAGGUGCUAUGGAACAUGACUCACAUGGGCCACCCCACAUAAAUAGAGAACCUAUGGGGCCUCGAUUCAGACGUGGAGCCGGUCCUUGGGGACCGCCGCCACGCCAUGAAAUGAUGGGGCGAGACAUCCGGCGGCCACCUCCGCCUCAUGAAAUGUUGGAUAGAGACCCGAUGGGCCAACCAGGUUACCGUGAUGAAAUGGACAUGGAACAUGACUGGCCUGCUCAUCCUCAUGGCAGGGAACCCAGGCCUCCCCACCCUCCCUUACCACCUCGUGAAAUGAUUGACAGGGAGAUGAGAAGGCCACCAAUGCGACCCCCUCCAAUGCAAAGAGAGAGGUGGCGAAGACCCACACCCCACCUUGAAGACUCUGGGGGGGCAUUUGAUGAAGAAUACAGCAAUGAAUAUGGUCCAGAAGAAGAUGGGUACAGAAGACCGCCACCUGAUUACCGUCAGCGGGAUUAUGAGGAAGAUGAGGAGUAUUACCACCCACGUGAGGAUUGGGGAAGACUGCGCCCAGACCGUGACUUUCCUCCGCAUCCACCACUCGGGCCACAAGAGCGUAUAAGAGAAGAUCAGUGGAGGGAGGAGAGGGAGAGACCAUCAGUGUAUGAGGCUGAAGAUCGGAUAAGAGCAGAACGAAGAGGACCAGGCUAUGCCGACGGCCCUCCUUUUCGAGACAGAGAUAGGGAACCCCCUUUCCAGUCACGCCCUGAUUGGGAAAGACAGCCCCUGCCUCCUCCUCCACUACCAGAGAGACCAUACCGUCAUCACAUUGAAGAACCACUUUAUGAAAGAAAUCCUGAGCUUCCAGCAGGACCUGCUCCUCCUACAGCCACUGUGCCCCCCAGCAGUGCUUCUGAUGCUUCACUAGAUCAGACAUCUCCAGGGACAGCUAAAGCUGUGCUCGCUCUUUCUCAAAGGCAGCAUGAGAUCAUUCUCAAAGCAGCUCAGGAGCUGAAAAUGAUAAGAGAGCUACAAGAGAGUAAGAAAGUUUUUGGAGAUGCCUCUACACCUGAAUCUGCUGGACUGCCACCUGAGAUUCCUGCUGGUCUCCUUGGACUAGAAAUUCCUCCUGAGGUUAAAAGUGCGCUUCAGGCUGUUCCCGUUAGACCCUUGGAAGCCGGGUUGCCCUCAGCAACACCAGUUACAGAUUUUCUCCAUACAGCCUCAGCACCGGCCCCUGUGCCCACGUUCAUUGCCAAAACAGUGGACUACGGUCAUGGUCAUGAUGUAGGCACCAAAGUGGAGAGAAUUUCGUACGGUGAAAGAAUAGUUUUGAGGCCUGAUCCGCUGCCGUCAGAUCGAUAUGAGAAAGAACCUCUUGGCCGUCGAGACCCAUACUACGACAGAAGAGCUGAUCCAUACAUGGACCAGCGGGAGUAUGGAAGGGAAUGGGAAAGAGACGUGAUCCGAGACAGGCCCCCGGCAGAUUAUGACCGUGAACGCUAUGAGAGAGAGCGCUACUCCCGAGAUGAGAGGCCUCCCCAAGGCCCUCCGCGGACAGGAUACAGGGACCGUGAGAGAGACCUGCGAGAGCACCAAGGGCGUUCUAGCCGGGAUCGAGAGCUUUACAGCAGGCCGGGCUACGACAGGUCUUCCUAUGAGAGAAGUCUCGAGCGCUAUGACCACGGGCCCUCAGGCUAUGGAAAUGACCGGCGGAGUUAUCCUGACGAACGGCCUCCUCCCUCAGCGUCCUUGCCGCCCCCUCCCCCUCCUGCCCCGCGAGUGGAGAAGAAACCAGAGACCAAAAACGUAGAAGAUAUCCUGAAGCCUCCUGGUCGAGCGAAUCGUCCCGACAGGAUUGUGGUGAUAAUGCGAGGCCAACCAGGAAGCGGAAAAAGCCACCUGGCCAAACUAAUUCGGGAUAAGGAGGUGGAGUGCGGUGGAGCUCCGCCGCGAGUGCUUGGCCUGGAUGACUAUUUCAUGACAGAAGUUGAAAAAGAGGAGCGAGAUCCUGAUACAGGGAAACGUGUAAAGACAAAGGUCCUCGAAUAUGAAUAUGAGCCGGAGAUGGAGGACACGUACAGAAACAGCAUGCUGAAAACCUUCAAGAAGACUCUGGAUGACGGGUUUUUCCCCUUCAUCAUCAUCGAUGCCAUAAACGACAGAGUGAAAUACUUCGAUCAGUUCUGGAGCGCAGCUAAGACAAAGGGCUUUGAGGUCUACCUGGCGGAAAUCUCUGCUGACCAUCAGAUGUGUGCUAAGAGGAACAUCCAUGGAUGGAAGCUGAAGGACAUCACAAAGCUGGCGAAUGGCUGGGAGUCUGCUCCUGUCCACAUGGCUCGACUGGACAUCCGCUCUUUGCUGCAGGAUGCUGCCAUCGAAGAGGUGGAGAUGGAGGAUUUCAACCCGGCGGAGGUGGAAACUCAAGCUGAGGAGAAGAAGGAAGAAGAGGAGGAGUUAGACCUGGGAUACCUUCCUAAAAGCAAAUGGGAGAUGGACACGUCUGAGGCCAAACUCGACAAGCUGGACGGUCUCGCAGGCGGAGGCAAACGAAAACGUGACACAGACGUUUCGGGAAUAGAGGAUUUCCUUCAGCUUCCUGACGACUACGCCAGUCGGAUGUCGGAGCCCGGCAAAAAGAGGGUGCGCUGGGCGGAUCUUGAGGAGCAGAAGGAUGCUGACAGGAAGCGAGCAAUCGGGUUUGUAGUGGGUCAAACUGACUGGGAGAAAAUCACAGAUGAAUCGGGUCAGCUGGCUCAGAGAGCGCUCAAUCGCACAAAGUACUUUUAGCAGUGCUGGUCAUGUUUGUUACUCGUAAGGUUCCCACUCUGUGAAACGAUGAAAUCCUAUACAGAACCCUGGAUGGAGAAACGUUUGAUGUCCAUCAGAAGGUUAUGGAGUGCAGUAAAAGUCUGGCAUCUGAGAUGGCCUCGGUAAAAUCCUGCAGUCCCGCAAUAUCUUAAUUCCUGUCUUAGCCUGAAUCUCAAGUUUUAGUUCCUUUUAUGCUUUUUGUGGUGAAAAUCCUGCAGCAGCUAAUUUGACCAGAAGUGUUAACCUGUCCGUUUUUUUGUUUAGUUUUUUAUGAAAUUCUACAGAAUUCAUGUUUUCCUCUUCAAAGCUGUGUUGUGAGGUCACAGAUAUCACCAAUAAAAUAUCACAUUAAACGGUCUUUAAAACAACCUGCCUGUGAUGUAUGUGACUAAACUGGUUUUGAGAAGCUGUGAUUCGGAUUCGGGGAGAUGAUGUUCUGUAUGAUUCUGUAAAUCCUCCGCAGCAUCUCCUGUCUGAUGGUAAGCAGUUACACAAUAUUGAAAAAUAUUGAUCAAUCCAAUAUUGAUCAAACAACGAACACCUGAAUAAGACUUCUUAAACAACACUUGGCACUGUGAGACGCGUCAAACUGGACACGUUGUCCUGACUGUUGUGGUUUAAAGGUGAGUGGGGCUUGAAUCAGUGAUGAGUCGACUCCAAAAAAAGCCAGUUAUUUGACUCGUCUGGGACUCUGAGUCGACUCUCAUCCAGUGAUUCUGAUUCACUAUGAUUUUGUCAGAUACCUGCUUUAAUCAAACUGGUCGAUGGCCGUUAUGUCUGGACAGCUGGACCGUGCAUCUCUGAAUGUGAGAUUGGAUUCCUCCAAUUCUGUAAAAUCGAUAUGACCGUCUGAAGCCCUGCCCCACGUCGUAUCCUACAGGCCGACUCGGUACCUCCGAGUCCGUCAUUCUGUUGAAGUUUGUUUUUGUUGUUUAGUUGUUUUUGUAUUGGACCGUGACGCUUAAUUCAUACGCUGUUCCUUUAGUGUUUGUCAUUGGAAUCAGUCACAGUAAAUGUAUUUUUACCGUUAUUAAUGUGCUUGUGAACAAGACGUUUGAGUGGCGUUUAGUUUGUUUACUUUCAGAGCUUUAUGUCCUGCCUGACCUGCUGUCCGUUCACAGAACAGAUUGAUGAUGUCAGCCGCUGAACUCGCACUCAGUCACGCUCAGCGCUGAAACUCUUCAUAUCGAUGAUAGAAAUGCAGUGAACUGAGAUUGGAAAUGACGGAGAAUGAAAAACAAGCUGCCACUGAAUGUUACGGAAAAAGCAACAAGCUGACCGUCUGAUACAGCAGUUAUGAAUGACCACUGAUCUGCAGCAGUUCCACACGUCAGAGUGGUUUAAUGUCCUCUGUGAUCCUUUUAUCUAAGGGAUGUUUAAAGUUUGUUUUAAAGUGAAUUUCCUGAAGUUCAGUUGAAGUUAACUCCAGAAGAACCUACAGUUAUGCAUCAUGAGAGCAGAUGGUUGGUCUUGAUGCUUUAGGGUUUAUUUUUUAACACUAAUUGGUGGCAGUUGACCUGUUCGUUUCCUAGCAAUUGACCACACACACAGCUGAAAUGUAAACACGUCGUCAAUAACUUUAAAAAUAGAAGUUAUAGCUGCCGGUACUGAUGUAAAAAGGGUAAAACAAAACUGAGGUGAUGAACUGAAGUUGGGAAUAUUGUGAAAGUGCUUUCUGCUGUUUUUCAGAGCGUCUGGUCGUGAUGUGGGGUUGGGGUUAUCUCAUAUAUAAGGGUGCGGGAAAAAAUCGAUUCUUAGAUACAUCGCGAUGCAGACGUGAACGAUUCUGAAUGUCAAAAAUCAAUUUUCUAAAUAUUUAAUUGACUAUUUUUAAUAUUUAAUUUAUAAAUGUAUUAAUGUUGACGGCAUGUAAAAUGUUGAGCUUGGAUGGGGGCGAGUGCAGCGCCUGGACGGUCUGGCAGCGCGUAACAGAAACUCAACUGGAUGAGCGAGAAAUCCGACCGGCACCCUCUGCAAUAAAAGCCAGGUUAGAUCAGGAGUCACAACCCAAAUGUUAAAAAGAGCCACUUUGUCCUUUCAACGAAAAUCAAACAACCUUGGGAGCCUCAACCUUUAAUGUCCAGAUGUCUGUGCCGAUGUACCAGUAUAGGCUAAAAGUCUGAUCGAAAAGGCGGAAACUCACUUUGCUCUGCUUAAAGCUUCAGCUGCGUUAGCCGCUUUCCCCCGUCUUCCUCAGAGGUGGAGCAGCUUAUUGUAAAAUGUCUCUCAUCGAUUGACUGUUUUACGAGGAUGAAGUUGCUUCUUAUUUUCCAGCUUCUUGUUUGAAUUUUCCCAUUCCGCCAUAAAUUCUGACUGAGGUGCCCAGUGAAUGCGGCACCAUUUAAGGAAUAACGGGAGAAUUCAAAAGAGAAGCGACUUCUGCUUCACAGCUUUUCUAGUGUUUGACCGUCUCAUUACAGAUUUAACGUUCCAGGAAACCAACUGCACUGCUUAUAAAUGCGAAUGCGUCCAUUGGUCUUCAAGUAUUCGUCUUAAAUCUGUUUGCCUUUUCGUUAUAAAAUCACUAAAGAAAACGGGUAGGGCGCCUAACGUGCUGCCGCCAUUGGGUCUUAUUUCACCCUAACUGGCAUUUUAUCACCGAUGAGUGGCAGCAGUGAAUGAGAGUCUUCCAGUUCACUUGAUACAUCACUUCCAUUUGUUUUAUUAAUAAAAGAUACUGGAAGUGAAUUCAUUCUACUAUACUGUGCUUUAAAAGUACCGAGUCAUCACACAGUAAGAAAAAAGAAAUCCUGGAUAGAAAAAAAGAUCGAUAAUCGUUUUAGAAUCGCAUCGCAGCCUCUGAAUCGUAAUCGAAUCAAAUUGUGAGAUGCCAAGAGAUUCCCACCCCUAAAAUAUAUAUAUAUAUAUGUGUGUAUAUGUAUACAUAUAUAUUUAUAUAUUCACCCUGUUUUUGUCCUGUGGAGGAGCAGAUAAACAGACUGAACUGUCAGUGUUUAUUUGAGGAAGAUGAUGCAGAAAGGCUCUGAGAUCUGCUCCAGCAUCUGACCUGUGAUGAUCAGUUCACGACCAGUUUGAGUUUUUUUUUCUUUUCUAAAAGAAGAAAUGACACCCAGCUGACGGAAGCCAAGCCACCUCCUCCUUCAGCGUCCUUCUGCUGACCACUAAAGUUCUGCAGUCUGAUUUUACCCUCUUUGCUGUUUUAAACCUGGAACUGAUGAGAUCGAUUGGCCAAUUUGGAACUCCGUCCAGAGAGGCUUUCAGAUCUACAGCAAUGGGAUGAGCAGAGUGUGUAAGUUUACAGAUCACUCAGUAAACUGUAAAAAUCAUCUGAAGGAGCCGAUUCAACCACAUUUUGGAACAAUAUUAUCAGUUACCAUCAGUUGUUAUAAUAUUCUGUGUAGUGUGCACUUUUUUGUGUGUGUUCUAUAACUGCAUAAACAAUUCCUCAAACUUACAAAGCCAAUUUCAAAAAGUUGGGGCAGAAGGUAAAAUGUAAAUAAAAAUAUUUGCAAAUCAUCUUUGACCCGUGUUCAAUUUAAAAAGCACAAAUAUACUUCUUUGCAACUGCUUUGUUUAUUUAUUUAUUUUGUAUAUAUACACUUGUUCUAAAUUUAAUGUCUGCAACAUGUUCUAAAAAAGUUGAGCCAGGGGCAUAUUUACACUGUUACCUCACUUUCCUUUUAAUAAUGUUCAGUAGAUGUUUAGGAACUGAAGACAUCAAAUGUUGAUGCCAAAUGUCUGAGAUUGUCAUUGUCAUAUAUCGCUUUUCAUAGCAUGCAACACAUUUUAAACAUGAGACCAUUCUGGACUGCAGGCAGGUCAGUCUAGCACUUUGAUUACACAGUCAUGCUACUGUAAUGUUGAAAUAAACAUGAACAUCCUAAAAUAGACAGCAUCUAAAAGGCAGCACAACACACACACACUCAGACAGAUGCUGGAUUUAGAACUUUAUGCCGGUAACAGAGCACAACAUAGAGUACACGUGUCCUCUGAGCAUCAGUCCAUUUAAGAUGAGCUUGAGCCCAGAGAAGUUGGAGGUGUUUCUGGACAAUGUUGAUAUGUGACUUCUGUGCAGAGUACGGUCUCAUCCUGCAUUUGUAGAUGCAGCAGUGGACAAUGUUUAUUGACAGUAGUUUGUUAUUCCUGGAUCCAUGUGGUGGAGCUGCUUUCUGAGGGGUCAGAGGUCAGUUUUCAGCCUUUUCCUUUUCGUGCAGAGAUUUCUCUAGAUUCCCUGAAUCUUUAAUUUUAUGGACUAGAGGGUGAAAUUCAUAAAAUCCUUGCGGUCGUGCCUUAAGAAACAUUCUUGAACUGUUGUGCUGUGGAGCACUGAGCUUUUCGUGCUCCUUAUACGUCUAAUCGUGACGCCAUCACCUGUUACCUUUUUACCUUUUUCAAAACAGGUCUUUUUAAUACUUCCACAAACUUCCCAGUCUUACAUUGCCCUGUUCCAACUUUUUUGGAUUGUAUUGCAGGCAUCAAAUUUUGAAUUAGUUUAUAUUUACAGGAACUGAUAAAAUAGUUGGUAACAUGAAAUUUUACAAAUCCCUGUUUUCAUUUGUACCUUAACUACAGUUCCAGAUUUAGUUGGGAUUGGGUUUGUACGUUUGUGUAGUCAGUAUGUUUUAAUAGUAAUUGUGAAACAAAUCGAAUCAUGUGGUUUUAUGAUGAAUGAUGCUGAUUUUUGAGAUCAGAGAUCCUCACUGUGUCCAGAUCUAAGCAAACAGUAAACAAGUACACAAUGUUUUUCAUUCAGUGUUGUGAAUAUCAGGUGAACUUUGCUUUUGUUUUUGUAUUUAUAUAAACAGCUGAGAGUAAAACAGACCUACACAUCUGAUGCAGGUAAGUACAUUAAUGUGCUGUUCAGUCCAGCGUUAAACUUUAUUACAGUGGCUCAUUUCUGAGUGUUUAUUUGGGAGAAAUCUAGUAUUUAAAAUGAUUUAAUUAGUGUUAAAAAAGAAGUUAUUUAAAGUAGUUCUUUACAAAUCAGUUUCUGUAAGCUUUAGCGAUGAUCCAGACAGGUAAGAAGAAGAAAACACAAUGUCUUAUUACACUGUAAUAAUCACUACAGUUACCCCCUUUAAAUCUGCACUGCUACACGUGUAUGAACUAAAAUCUGUUUUAUUAAAUAUACACUAAACAAACACUAAUAAAAUUAUGAUCUGUAACACUGCAUCAGUUGACUUUUGUUUGUUUUUAUACUAACAGGAAGUUAUUUUGCUGUCAGAGCUUCAGUGAGUACCAUGUACUCAUAAUCAUCUUAAAGCCUGUACAGUAAUGUUAUUUACUAUAAAGCACUUUAUUAUUUUGUGUUAAUAAAUAUUUUCUGAACACUUUC